Messenger RNA from Talaromyces atroroseus, 1107 nucleotides. RefSeq lists its product as hypothetical. NCBI's taxonomy places the organism in Eukaryota, Fungi, Ascomycota, Eurotiomycetes, Eurotiales, Trichocomaceae. The transcript has a single exon. Gene Ontology annotation, biological process: steroid biosynthetic process. Gene Ontology annotation, molecular function: 3-beta-hydroxy-Delta5-steroid dehydrogenase (NAD+) activity. The coding region runs from base 1 to 1107 and encodes 368 amino acids. The record is from RefSeq and is a predicted model, not a curated record.
AUGUCUCCCUCCAAGCUGGGCCCUGUCCUCGUCACUGGGGGCAAUGGCUUCGUGGCCUACCAUAUAAUUGCGAAAAUUCUCGCUGAAGAGCCCGACUGCGACAUUCAUUCGCUGGAUGUGAACGUCGAUCGUAACCGCCAUCCCAACGCGAACGUCCACUACCACCGGGCUGACCUCGCCUCCGCCGCGGACGUCGAGCGAGUGAUGCACAUUGCGCAACCCGUCACCAUCUUCCACACUGCGUCGCCCGAAUUCUCCGACGCCCCCGUGUCCGCUUACCAUAACAUCAUCGUUGAUGGCAGCCGGCACGUCCUGAAUGCCGCUGUCAAGGUCGGCACUGUGCGAGCCUUGGUCAAUACGUCGACCUCAGGAGUCAUCAACGAUAACCACACCGAUAUGAUUGAUGCAACAGAGGAGAUGCCAAUCCUGCGGUUUCCGCAGCAGAAGCGCAUAUACUGUCUUGCCAAGGCUGAAGCUGAAGAGGCCAUUCAAGCGGCCAAUCGCAACGGGGGCCACGACGAUCAGGGGGUGUUGACCUGCGCGAUACGCCCCUGUCUUGUAUUCGGUGAGCAUGAUGUCGGUGCCUUGGGGAAGAUGAUCGCGGUGGCUCGUAAGGGCAUGUCACGUUUUCAGAUGGGCAAUGGGAAGAACCCAUAUGAUUUUGUGUAUGCGGGCAAUCUUGCAGAUGCGCAUCUGCUGGCUGCUCACGCUCUGCUCGACGCCUGGGGCAAACCUCGUCCCACGGAUCCGACCGUGCGUGUGGACGGCGAAUGCUUCAACAUCAGCAAUGAUGACCCCUGGUUCUUCUGGGACUUCCAGCGCGCAGUUGCCUCCGAGACGGGCAACCCCGUGCGGCCCGAGGAUAUCGUGGCUAUUCCGACAUGGCUGGGACUCGCCAUGGGACUUGUGAGUGAGUGGGUGGUGUGGGCAAUUUCCCGCGGCACCCGGACUCCCAAUAUGACUCGUGAGGGCAUUCGCUUCAGUACCCUCAUCCGCACGCACAAUAUCACCAAGGCCAAACGGGUGCUCGGGUAUCGUCCCAAGGUGGGCAUGCAGGAGGGCAUCCAACGCAGUGUGCGUUGGUUCAUGGAGCAGGUAAAUGCAUAA